Fibroporia radiculosa is the source of this 1026-nucleotide messenger RNA. RefSeq lists its product as uncharacterized. The record is from RefSeq and is a predicted model, not a curated record. Gene Ontology annotation, molecular function: ATP binding; protein serine/threonine kinase activity. The transcript is spliced from 8 exons. Gene Ontology annotation, biological process: DNA damage response; regulation of transcription by RNA polymerase III; protein phosphorylation. The coding region runs from base 1 to 1026 and encodes 341 amino acids. Gene Ontology annotation, cellular component: protein kinase CK2 complex; nucleus; cytosol. NCBI's taxonomy places the organism in Eukaryota, Fungi, Basidiomycota, Agaricomycetes, Polyporales, Fibroporiaceae.
AUGGGUCGACCCAAAUCAGUCGCGCGGGUGUAUCCAGACGUCAACGCUAAACUCGGUUCUUCAUGGCAUGAAUAUGAUAAUCUGCAGGUUCAGUGGGGUCCACAGGAUCAUUACGAGAUAGUACGCAAGGUGGGACGGGGAAAAUACUCAGAGGUCUUUGAAGGGAUCAACAUUGUGAAUGAAGAGAAAUGCAUCAUCAAAGUGUUGAAACCUGUUAAAAAGAAGAAGAUCAAGCGAGAAAUUAAAAUUCUGCAGAACCUGGCGGGCGGGCCGAACAUUGUGGCACUACUCGACGUUGUCCGCGAUCCGUCGUCUAAAAUUCCCAGUUUGGUCACAGAAUAUGUUCACAAUGUCGAUUUCAAGGUCCUUUAUCCUCGGUUCGCAGAUUAUGACGUGCGAUACUACAUGCUCGAGUUGCUGAAGGCGCUCGAUUUCUGUCAUUCGAAAGGUAUUAUGCACAGAGACGUGAAGCCACACAAUGUCAUGAUUGAUCACGAACGCCGAAAGCUGCGACUUAUUGAUUGGGGGUUGGCUGAAUUUUAUCAUCCAAAGACCGAGUACAACGUGCGAGUCGCGUCACGAUACUUCAAAGGGCCAGAGUUAUUGGUAGACUUUCAAGAGUAUGACUAUAGCUUGGACAUGUGGAGUUAUGGUUGCAUGUUUGCGUCGAUGAUAUUCCGUAAGGAACCUUUCUUCCAUGGACACGACAAUUACGACCAACUUGUCAAGAUAACCAAGGUACUCGGGACUCAAGGCCUUUAUGAUUACGUAGAAAAAUACGACAUCGCACUUGACCCACAAUACGAUGAGAUUCUUCAAAGUUACCCAAAGAAGUCAUGGUCACGAUUCAUCACAUCGGAGAACCAGCGCUACAUCUCCAAUGAAGCCAUUGACUUUCUGGAUAAGCUUUUGCGGUACGAUCAUCAAGAGCGCCUCACGGCGAGGGAAGCGCAGGCGCACCCCUACUUUGAUCCUGUGAGAAAUGCUAAUGUGCAUGAUGGCGAUAGCGAGGGUUCUGCGGCAUAG